Messenger RNA from Schizosaccharomyces octosporus yFS286, 5264 nucleotides. RefSeq names its product ATP-dependent RNA helicase Prp16. Gene Ontology annotation, cellular component: intracellular anatomical structure; spliceosomal complex. Gene Ontology annotation, biological process: mRNA splicing, via spliceosome. Gene Ontology annotation, molecular function: ATP binding; RNA binding. The transcript has a single exon. The record is from RefSeq and is a predicted model, not a curated record. Bases 44 to 3601 code for a protein of 1185 amino acids. Lineage: Eukaryota; Fungi; Ascomycota; Schizosaccharomycetes; Schizosaccharomycetales; Schizosaccharomycetaceae.
CUUCCUUCGACCUUCGAACUCUACACUUUAGCCAUUGAUAGGUAUGUCAUCAAAUUCUUACAAUGACAGCUUAUUUUCUGAAUUAGUUAGAAAAAUCCAAGAGUAUAUUCCAAAUAAAGAUGCUAGUGAAUCGCUAGCGAAACGGGUUUUGGUGAUUGCCAAAGGUCAAUCGACUGAAGAAGGGUUUGGCAAAGCAUUAAAAACAUUUGGGCGCUUUUCUGAUCAAGAUACUAUUAUUAUUUAUGAUCUAUGUAAAAUUAUAAUAACAACAAAUGAUAAUAUGGGUCCACCAGCGGAUACUUUACCUCGAAGCGACGGUCAAACCAAGGCAGGUUUGGUGGUGCCAGUAAAGCGUACUCAUAAUCAUGAUUCAGGAGCCAAUUCCUCUUUACUAGGCUUAGACGCGUUAGCAAAUGAGAAAAGACAAGAACAAGCCGAAAGGUCUCAGACUUUACGGGCAGGGUCAUCACCUUCUCAUGUAGGAAUCUUUGGAAAUCAUGACCGUGUGGAAUUUAGAAAGCCAAAAAUCCCAUCACGAUCUGAUCGGCCCUUGCGUCGUCGAUGGAAUGAUAACGACUAUCACGAAAAUCAAAAGGAUGAUGAGGACUACAAGGAUAAACAUUACACCCGUAAUUAUACGAACCAAGGAAACAUUAAAGAUGAAAGAUUUGAAUCUCGAAGGGUUGCAAGGAAGGAUGAUCGUGAUAACAACGACUUCGCGUUUAAAACAAGGCGUAAUGAAUAUGAAGAAGAUCCUGUUAGCCAACGGAAACGAUUUAUGGAUAAAAAACAAUUUACUGACCGAAAAAGUGACAGAAGUUCCUUUGUAUCACAGAAUACUUGGGACCCACGUGACGUGGAAUAUCCUGAAGAAGACCACGAAAGCUUAGAGGACCGUCGUCGCUGGGAAGAGGAACAGGCACAUUUGGAUCGUGAAUGGUACAUGAAUUCAGAAUCUCAAAAUUUAUUGGGAGAUGAAACUCAUAACCCAUUCGCCGAUUUUGAAACGGAGGAAGACAAACAACGAGAAGUUGAUUUUAUUGAGUCCCAGAAACGUCACCUUUCUGCUCAAGCUACGGAAAGAAUGAAGGAAAAUUCGAUUUGGGAGAAAAAUCGAAUGGUUACUUCCGGCAUAGCCGCGACCCCAGGAUUAGAGUCUGAUUUCUCAGCUUCAGAAGAAAGGCGUGUUCAUCUUUUAGUUCACGAACUCCGGCCUCAUUUCCUUGACGGUGUUAAUUUUACUCUAAGGCAGCAAGAAAUUACCUCCGUGCGUGAUCCUCAAAGUGAUCUUGCUAUAAACGCACGCCGGGGUUCUGGCGUUGUUCGUGAACGACGAGAGUUUAGAGAACGUCAAAAAGCUGCUACUGCAGCUACGACACUUGCUGGUACUUCUUUGGGAAAUGUCAUGGGUGUUAAAGAAACUUCAGAGGAGGCUGUUAAUAAGGAACAGAACCGCAUGCCUUCUACGGUUGCCGGUAAGUUAGGCCCAAAAAAAGAACCAAUUGAAAACUCUGCUAGGACGAAAACUUAUAAAGAACAAAGGGAAAUGCUUCCAGCGUUUGCUGUGCGUGAGCAAUUAUUGUCUGUAAUUCGUGAUAAUCAAGUACUUAUCGUAGUCGGUGAAACGGGGUCCGGUAAGACAACUCAGCUUGCCCAAUUCCUUUAUGAAGAUGGCUACUAUACUAACGGGAUGAUUGGCUGUACUCAACCACGACGUGUUGCUGCAAUGUCUGUGGCUAAGCGCGUGAGUGAGGAGAUGGGCGUUGACCUUGGCUCAUUAGUUGGAUAUUCCAUUCGUUUUGAGGAUGUGACAGGUCCUGACACCAUGAUAAAGUAUAUGACGGAUGGUGUAUUGUUGCGUGAAUCCCUAGUACAAAACAAUUUGGAGCGUUACAGUGUUAUCAUUAUGGAUGAAGCACAUGAAAGAUCACUUAAUACCGAUAUUUUGAUGGGAUUAUUGAAGAAAAUCAUAUCAGUAAGAAGGGAUUUGAAACUGAUUGUAACUUCUGCAACCAUGAACUCACAGAGAUUCUCUGAUUUCUUUGGAGGUGCACCCCAAUUCACCAUUCCUGGUCGUACAUACCCUGUUGAUGUUAUGUUUUCUAAAAUUCCAUGUACGGAUUAUGUUGAAGCCGCAGUUAGACAGGCGCUUCAAAUUCAUUUAUCGCAACCGGCAGGUGACAUAUUAAUUUUCAUGACCGGUCAGGAAGAUAUUGAGGCUACUUGCGAAAUUAUGGCAGAUAGGCUAAAUCAGUUAGACGAUGCUCCUCGACUAUCUAUCCUUCCAAUCUAUUCUCAGAUGCCAGCUGAUUUACAGGCGAAGAUUUUUGAAUCUGCGGAAUCAGGAGUUAGGAAGGUCGUUGUUGCGACAAACAUUGCAGAAACAUCUCUUACUGUGCACGGUAUUUCUUAUGUUGUUGACAGUGGUUAUUGUAAGUUGAAAAUGUAUAACGCGAAGAUGGGGAUCGACACUUUACAAAUUACACCUAUUUCCCAGGCAAACGCUAAUCAAAGAUCUGGUCGUGCAGGGCGUACGGGUCCUGGCUUAGCAUAUCGUCUAUAUACUGAGUUAGCUUAUAUUCGCGAAAUGUUUCAAACAACUUUGCCAGAAAUUCAGAGGACUAAUCUUUCUCAUACGGUCCUGCUAUUGAAAUCUCUUGGCAUAAAAAAUAUUCUACAUUUUGAGUUUAUGGAUCCGCCACCAGUGAAGACUUUAAUGGCUUCUUUAUAUGAGCUUUGGACUUUGGGUGCUUUGGAUAAUUACGGAGAACUUACAGAAAUAGGAAGGAAGAUGUCGCUUUUCCCAAUGGAUCCAUCAUUGUCAAAAUUAAUUAUUAUGGGAGAAGACUAUCAUUGUACUGAAGAAGUCAUUACAAUUGUUUCAAUGUUGUCAGUACCAUCCGUAUUCUAUCGUCCGAAGGAAAGGGCUGAAGAAAGUGACGCAGCUCGAGAGAAAUUUAAUGUCCCAGAAAGCGAUCAUCUUACUCUCUUGAAUGUUUAUUUGCAGUGGAGAAGAAACGGAUGCUCUGAUACAUGGUGUAGUAAGCAUUUCCUACAUGGUAGAAUACUAAAAAGAGCCAGUGAUGUUCGACAGCAACUGGUGGAAAUCAUGAGUACUCAAAAAAUACCGAUUAAGUCAGCUGGAUCUGAAUGGGACAUUAUUCGAAAAGUUUUGUGUUCAUCAUAUUUCCACCAGGCUGCAACAGCUAAAGGAAUUGGUGAAUAUACACAUUUGCGUAGCGGAAUGCCAUGUCAUUUGCACGUUACCUCUAGUCUGUAUGGAUUAGGCUAUUUACCGGAUUACGUUGUUUAUCAUGAAUUGGUGCUGACUUCAAAAGAAUACAUGAAUGUCGUUACAAGUGUCGACCCACAUUGGUUAGCAGAAUUUGGCGGCGUUUAUUAUUCUCUAAAAGAACGUGUUCGUAACGAGACAGAAAAUUACGAACGUGUUUACUCUAAUAAAGCGAAGUUAGAAGAACAGAUUGUGGCAGAUCGUGAGACGGAUGCCAGAAAAAAAAACUCUAAUGAUGAUGCACCAAAAAAACCUGCUAGAAAAGCAGUGAUACGAGCAAAAGCCCCACGCCGGGUACGGGGAUUUUGAGCGUACCCUGCUACUCCUUCUUCAUGUACAUUAAAAAAUUAUUUUAUGGAUUAGGUAUAAAUGAUUUUGAAAAUAUGAACACCUCCUUGUACAUAUGAGUAUGAGGAUAGAUAAUAGUAGAAGUAGUCUUUACCAGAUAUCUGCGAAAGAAAAUAAUGGAAAGGAGAGCUUUAAAGACAUGUAAUCCUCAAGGAUGGUAAUAUUUAUCGUCUGUUGCCGGUCAAAAGAGGCCACCGAUUUUCCAUCCAUCGCUCUAAUUUGUCCCAUAACUGGCUGACAACCUCACGAUCGGUAUGUCGUCGAACACGUUCAACAAAGACACCUUCAACAUUCCAAUCUCUUGUAGCGGGAUGUGGAGCAUCACCGACGUACUGAACAAGGAAGCCUUUAACAUGGUGGAAAAGCUGAUGGGGUUCUGACCAUUUAUAAUCACGGAAUUGCCAAGCCUGACCUGUGGUAAAAACGCACACCACACGACUCCAAUAGUCCGGCUUAAAGUUCUCCGUGUUAUCUACUACAAUGAACCGCAUAGUACCAAAAUUGGAUUUUGAACUUCUAUGAUUCACGGUUACCAAUUCUGAGCCGCGUCCGCCGCCUGCGGCUUGAGCAGCUUCGAGAGGUGGUACAAAAAUGCCUUCUUCAAGAAACUUCUUUACGUUGUGCAUAGUCAAAAGAGAAGAAGCAGAUGGUGAGAGUAAAAUAAUAGGAUCACGAUCUAGAAAAAGUUUAGUAAACUGAUACACCAUAAAUCACGCAUACUUCUUCUUUUAGCAGACUUGUCAGCAUCUUCAGCAGCUGGGCCAUGAGAACUUUUAUUCAUGUGGAUAUAAUCUAAAACAUCUUUACGCAAGGAGAGAAAGUUCUAAAGAGAUUAGUCAGGCAAAGAUACAAUGUUAGGACGAAGCAUACCGUAGGCUUGGCACCAUGUAGGAUAGUAUUAUGAUUGGAGACAACACGAGAGUUAUUUUGCAACCAUUUUACCUGAUCACUUUUUUCUCCAACUUUCUGUUCUCUUGUUGGAACCUCUGCCUUUUCAGUUUGUUUAGCUUCUAUUAGAAAUCGUGAGUUAGAAUAAUUACAAGAAACGACUUGCAUACCUAAUCCGACAAUAUGUUCGCUUUCAGCAGAACCUUCUAACCAAGAAAUCAAAUCGGUUCUUUCCAAAAAGGUUAAAUUGCGAAUACCAUACUCCGAGCAUUGUUGGAUAUAGUCAGCAAUACUGGAAUCUCUCAGGAGCCAAGCAAAAUAUAUGCUUCUAAGUGUAAAUGGUUCGUUGGUUUCUAACUUUAUAAAUUUUGUAUUUUCAUCUAAACUGAAGGGCUUCGGUGACUCUGUAAAGGCGACGAACUUAGCAUCCGAUAAAUUUUCUACUUCAGAAUUGGUAUUUUCACUUGCUAGAAGUUUUGGUUUCUCGUUUUUACUAAUAGUGUUCUUUAAACCCAACAAUGCAUCUAGUUCCUCCAUUUUUGGUGCUCAACAAAAAAGGGCAAAAGUCAAGUAGUUUCAAGGCAUGACGAAAUGUCGUAUCUUAGUUGCCGGAAACUGUCAAUCUUUUAAAACAAAUCCCUAGAAUUUUUACUAAUAUUAUUGAUUUUUGAGUAUCCAUUGAAGCCUAUUGCGGUUUUCUCUACUGAACAACAUGCUGAAGCUGAAGCAUCCAUCA